Molecule: messenger RNA, 1005 nt
Organism: Ochotona curzoniae (black-lipped pika)
Lineage: Eukaryota; Metazoa; Chordata; Mammalia; Lagomorpha; Ochotonidae
Gene: TAS2R41
Product: taste 2 receptor member 41
Exons: 1
Coding region: 1-1005 (334 amino acids)
Biological process (GO): sensory perception of taste; G protein-coupled receptor signaling pathway; detection of chemical stimulus involved in sensory perception of bitter taste
Cellular component (GO): membrane
Molecular function (GO): G protein-coupled receptor activity
Source: RefSeq, a predicted model, not a curated record
AUGCAGCCAGCACUGUCCUUCUCCUUCAUGCUGCUCUUUGUCCUGCUGUCUGUCCUGGGAAUCCUGGGCAACAGCUUCAUUGUGCUCGUGCUGAGCAGGGAAUGGCUGAGACACGGUAGGCUGCUUCCCUCAGACAAGAUUCUCAUCAGCCUGAGUGCCUCCCGCUGCUGUCUGCAGUGUGUGGGGCUGGGGGACAACUUCUAUUCCUACCUCUACCAGGAGAAGUACUUCAGAGGUGUUGCCCAUAAGUUCUUCCAUCUGUACUGGCACUUCCUGAGUGUAGCCGCUUUCUGGUUUGGCACCUGGCUCAGUGUCCUGUUCUGUGUGAAGAUCGCUAACUUCUCCCACCCAACCUUCCUGUGGUUGAAGUGGAGGCUCCCACGGUUGGUGGCCUGGUUCCUGCUCAGCUUUGUCCUGAUGGCCUUCAUCACAACUCUACUGUUGUUUUGGGGAAACCAUAUCCUGCAUCAAGGACUCAUACUUAAGAAAUAUUCUGGGAAUAUCACCUACAAGGAGUGGAGAAGGAAGAUAAUUUUUCAUUUUCUCCUGCCUGUGAAACUUGUCUCGCUCUCAACUCCUUUCUCUGUUUUCCUGCUCUCGAUUCUGCUGUUGAUCAGUUCUCUAAGGAGGCACACCUGCAGAAUGAAGCUCAACGGCCACAGCCAGCAAGACUCGAGCAGCCAGGCUCACAGCAGAGCUCUGAGGUCCCUCCUUUCUUUCCUCACUCUUUAUAUUCUGUCUUUCAUGUGCCUGGUCAUUGAUGAUACGUUCUUUUUCCCCUUAGAGAGUGAGUGGUACUGGCCAUGGCAAAUUAUCCUUUACCUCUGCAUAUUUUUCCAUCCCUUUAUCCUCAUUUCUAGCAAUCUCAAGCUCCGUAAUGUGAUAAGACAUCUACUUUCAUUGGCCAGGGGCUUCUGGGUAGCUCAAGUGGCAGUGUCGCCUUAUACCGAGGAAGAAAACAGAAUGAUGGCUCACCUACGUGGAAAUGCCUUCAUAGGCAGCUGA